This is a messenger RNA of Metopolophium dirhodum (rose-grain aphid), 6293 nucleotides long. Its product is annotated as SLIT and NTRK-like protein 5. Gene Ontology annotation, molecular function: protein binding. The record is from RefSeq and is a predicted model, not a curated record. The transcript is spliced from 2 exons. Bases 552 to 2438 code for a protein of 628 amino acids. Lineage: Eukaryota; Metazoa; Arthropoda; Insecta; Hemiptera; Aphididae. Gene Ontology annotation, cellular component: extracellular matrix.
CCGACCGUCCAUCUGCCCGCCGCCGCCGCGAUUGUGUGCGCGCCGUUGUUGUCGGUAGCCGCCGCCGCCGUCGUCGUACUCUCUCGCGAGCGCCUCGCGCAUUACCGCUACGGUACGCUCGACGAUCAGUUCAGUCAGCUCGGCCGCACAAGCUCGUCGUCGCCUUCGUCAGCGUUGUCGCACUCGUCAUCGUCGUCGUAGUCGUCGUCGACCGGUGUUUUGAAUUUUGCCUCUGCUCGCUGAAAAACAUCGUUCCAAUCGAAUUUGUUGUACAUUUUUUUUUCUCUCGUUCGCUCCCGACUAGGACGUGAGUUUCACUCCACAUGCGUUUUCCGACGAAUUUUUCCAUAUUAUAAUUUUAAUAUCCGCGCGGUAUAUACCACAAAAACCGCCUUCGGCACCGUUAUCAUAAUAAUAUAAUAUAUUUGUCGUGGAGAACCUGCGAAGACAUAUCGAAGAUCGCGCGACAAGAGAUAUUGGCCUCUUGGUGGGCAUAUUCCGUGUGACUACGAUGUUUCGCUUGCGGACCGUGUAAGCCACAGCGGACCGGAAUGUUUGCGACCAACCGCGUCUCGGCCACGUGGGCCCUCACGAUAUUGGCCGUGACCGCAAUGAUAAGGGCCCACUGCCCGUCAAAUUGCUCAUGUGACGACGAUACGCUGGUGGUGCUAUGCAAGGAGGGCAAUCUGGACGUGAUCCCAAUCACACUGAACCCGUCCAUCCAGAGACUGAUGCUCAUGUAUAACCGCAUCAAGAUCGUGGACGCAUCGUUUCAGUUUUACGGGGCACUGCAGUAUGUGGAUAUAUCGCACAACCACCUGGUGAACAUACCCAACAAAGGGUUCGAGGCCCAGGAGAAGCUCGUUGAGCUCCACCUAAAUCACAAUAAGAUCUCGUCAAUCAACAACAAGACGUUCAUCGGGUUGGCGUCACUAACCAUACUGAACCUGCGUGGCAACUAUCUGGAAGACCUGCCCGAUCGGCUGUUCGCAGCGCUGCCCAAACUCGAGGAACUCGACUUGGGCGCCAACCGCAUCACCCGCAUUGAUCCGGCCUCGUUCCAGGGCCUAACCCGACUUCGGGUUCUGUACUUGGAUGACAACCAGCUCCGAGCUAUACCCACGCCCGCAUUCAAGUUCCUAGGAAACCUUGCUGAGAUGCGCAUCGGCCUGAACGCGUUCACCACGCUGGACGAUGACUGUUUUGCGGGACUCGGCCGGCUGUCCGUGCUCGAGCUUACCGGCGCAGCGUUGAUCAACAUCAGUACCAAUGCUUUCAAAGGACUAACCGUACUCAGGCGACUGGUGCUAACGGACAACCGGCUGUCAGCCAUACCCACCAAACAGUUGUCUGACCUGAAUCGGUUGGAAGACCUGUGUGUGGGGCAGAACGACUUUGUGACGAUUGAACCAAACGCGUUCAAAGGGCUAGCCAACUUGCGAUCGAUUGAUGUGUCAGGUGCGUCUCAACUGUCCGUUAUAAAAAAAGGUGUGUUCAACGACAACCUCAACCUAGAAACCAUAAACUUUAGUAGCAAUAAACAGCUAGCGACCAUUGAAAACGGUGCGUUUAUGGGGCUACCCAACCUCCGGAACCUGAUCAUGCGCAACAACGCAUUCACAUCGUUUGCCGAGGCGAUGGUCACAUGGCAAGAAUUGCAGCAGAUCGACUUGACCGAGAACCCACUGGUGUGCGAGUGUUCAGUGCUGUGGCUCAAGGAACUGCUGGCUCGCCGUAACACCAGCCACGUUAACUGCGCCAGCCCGGCACCACUCAAGGACAAGCCACUCAACUCACUUGGGUCCGACGACCUGUCAUGCGCCAAGUACUACACCAGGCAGCAGGCCAUCGUGGGUGCAGUUUUCGGGUGCACCGUAGCGUUCAUAGCGCUCAUGUUGCUGUUGGCGUACCGGUUCCGGAAGCGUCUGCACCAUUCAUUGAAGAAAACGUUCUGGAACAAGGAGACGGUAAACCGAAAGGACCUAGAGUACCAGAAGACGUUCUCAGACGAUGAAUUCAUCGUCCGGAACACAAACACGCAACAUCACACUGGUCCUCACGGACACCAACCACAACAACAACAACAGCAACAACAACAACACCAUCACCACCACCAGCCCCAACACCAUAACUCGCAGCAGCACAACCAGCACCACGGUGGCGUUCAGCAUCACAGUCAGCCACAGCAGCACAAGCAGCAGCAUCACCACCUCCAGAACUUUCAGCAGCACAUCCAGCAGCAGCAGCAUCAGCAUCAUAGCAACGACCAUCACAUGAUGAUGAUGAUGGCGCCGGCACCACCACCUCCACCCCCGCCACCACUGCAUCACGGUACUUACAGUCACCACAACCAACACCUUUACCAGCCACAGCAACCACGCCACCAGAACACAAUGCCGCACCGCAACGACAAGCCGAUACCGGUCACGGAACUGUAGCUAGAGCUUUUCGCCUCAACGCCAACGGGCGAGAGGCGAUACCAAGCCGCCGGAACAUCCGACGGUACUACUAAUGUCACCGGCUUUUCAUACAUUUCCGGCGAAAUCUCCAAAUACGGAGGCGGUGGCCAAACCUUGAACAACCGAUCUCUACCGCCGCCCGGUUACCGUGUUUACCACCCUCACUCUCUCCGUCGUUUUUGCGACUCUUAAGCCCAGCCACAAAUAAUACGCACUUGCCGACCCCGUUUUACUUGCCCCUCUGCCCCGAAGACCCCGAUCGCACCGAUAAAAAAUAAUCCGACGCACACGAUCCCCUCUCCAUCCUCCUCCCCAUCAUACAUCACCAUCCAGCCACUAUCCCGUAACCGGCUUAAGUGCUACGGAAGCUGUUGUCUCGAGUGUACUGGUGGCUGUAGGGCGGGGGAGAGGAUAAGAGGCCUUUGUAAACCAGUUACGCAUCUCAUCGAUCGCGUAACAUGUAAAGCACGCGCUAUGCCUCAUUGUGGGUAUGUGUCGGUGUAUAAUAUAUACCAUUUGAUGAAAAUUCGAAAGAGUAAAGACUGUAGUCGUUGUGUUUCAUGGGAUACGUUCAUGAUCGAGUCCGGAAAAAUAUUCAAUAUAGGAAAACCAACACCGUCGCGGCCACCGCUACCGUAUUACGCAUCAACAUGUAUCUGUGUUUGGAGAACGUUGGACACACAAAUUAUAGAUCUAGUCGUAGAGUAUUAGUUUAUAAAAAAAUUAAUGUUUUGUAAAAAAGAUAAAUUAAUCAUUUUUCUUGUUGUAUUCUGAUCAAACAUUCAUGUGAUCGACCCUUUGUACGAGUCAGACGUUCUUCAAUAAAUAAAUAAAGGUACUGUUGUUGUAAUCCAAAUCCGACGAUUUUUUUGUGCUAAUAAUGAUCAAUUUUAGAAAUCGUCAUUAUAUUAUGUGUAGCUCUCUACUUUUUAUAAAAAUUAUUAUUACUAUCAUAAUAUAAUAUAUGUUAUACAUUAAUAUUUAAAAUAACUUACUUAACAUAAUAAUUACUCUCUUUUUUAUAUAAUAUAUUAUAAUAUUCAAUACGGUUUCAUAGUGUAUUACGUCAUAAUAUUAUAAUGGUAUUUUUCUAAAAAAAAAAAAAGUAAAAAUAAAAUAAAAUUCAUUUUGAUUAUUAGUAGUGUUGUUAGGGUUGAAAAAAAUAUUAUUACGCAAUUAUUAUAAUACGUCUUUGUGCUUAUAUGGAAUGUUUUCAAUUAAGUAGCCUUACAAAAAAAAUACCCAUAACAAUGUUAUCUAAUGAAAAUCUGUUGCAUUUACCCGUAACGAAAUGCAUGGUAGACGACUACACACCGGUGUCGCAUGCACUGUGUCGAUAUGCAUUAUGUAUUUUCCUCACAUCACACGGCCAGAUUCCUGCUGAGUGACACGCUAUACUCUCCGCCGGAUAUAUUAUAUUAGCUAUUAUAUUAUUCUCUCUGCUAUCUGUGUCUAUAGUUGCCGUUUGAAAAAUGGAAAAAAAUAAAUGUUUAAAACGAUCUUUCACCGUUUAUUGGUAAAUUAAAUUAUUAUUAUUUUUUUUUUGGUUCGCUCGCUUUCCAAUAGAGGCUCAACGGCAAUCGAUGUCGGCGCGAUCCCGUUUCUACGCGGGUCUCACUUUCUUUUAUAAUUUAAUUUUUAUUUAUUAUUGUUCGAUAAUUGAUUUUUAUACAACGAUAUUAGUGUCAUUAUUUCUACUCGGCCACCUCCUUCCCAUCCCCACCAUUUCACACUUAUAAUAUUAAUCCCCUCGAUCGUAUACAGUCCGCUGCGGAGCGACGUGUUUACGAGUACUUCGAAUCUGUCCUCACUCAAGUGCAAUAAGAUUCCUAUACACACACACCCGGCAACGUCGUAGCACUGUGGACGCUGUUCAAAAAUCUUGUAGCCCCAACGGACGCGUUUGAAAAUGAUUAAACGGCCCCACUCGACCGUUGUUAUUUAUCGAUCGACAUACCCAUGUAAAUACAUCAACGGCUACUUCGUACAACGGUUUUAAACGAAACACAACAACCACACAACCGCAACCAACUACAGGUUUAUAGGUACUAUAAUAGUCGUAUAUAGUGACGGUUAUUAGAUGCCGUCUCGCAUCGAUUUUUCGGUCGUUUUUUUUUUUUUUUUUUAUUAAAGCGCGUUUAACGAUUCCAAACGGCCGAUACAACACGAUAAAACAAAAUAAUAUUAUGUAAACGAAUGGGUCGCGUAUAGCAUUAUAGUUUAACCACUGUUUUGUGCCAUAAAAAAAUAAAAAAAAACGUUAAAAUUGACUAUAAAGGCUCUGUGAUAAUGAUAUUUUUGCGUGUGCUUGUCAUUUCAACAGUAUAUAAUGAUGAUCAUUUUGAUUAAUCAUCUACGUGUCCCUCGACUACGCGUUCAAUUCCUACCUAGUAAUAUUACGUUCACGUAUAUUAUCUGACCUCUGCAGAAUUUUUACCUACUUUUAACUUGAAUUAAUUACACGUAAAUGUUGAAUUCAUUAUUAUUAUUUUUUUUUUUUAACGUGCAAAAAUAAUUAACAGCAACCCUCUUUCCAACACGUUUCUCUUCACACGUUUUUAUUUUUUUAUUUUUCGACUACUCACUACCUUCAGCGAAAAAUUUAACCACAAAGGCGCUCUAUUAUUCAUGGCUGUAUGAACUUCAUUAUCAGUCGUUAUCACUUUUUAUUUUCGUAAAGCUCUGCAUAAACCUCUUUUAUUUGUCGACACGUCAUAUUUGGAUUACAAUCAAUUUAUAAGAAAUUUACUUUAUUUUCGUUUCAACACAUUUCCCUGUCUAUUUUGAAGUUUACAAACACAAUUAAAAGUUAACGCUCAUUUUUGGUUAACAUUACACAUAGUAACAAAAGCGUUUUAGAGUAGAAGGCUCACAAAAGCAAUGGUGUAAAUUCGUUUGUCUAAUAUUCAAAUAUAAUCCAACAACAUAACAAUGCUUAAUUAUAUAUUUUAAUUUUUAACUAGUCAAUUGGGUUGUUAAUAUAAUACAUUGUUGGAAAGUUAAAAUAAACUAACAGCCCUUGAUGUUUUACACGAUAUGACUAAAAUUAGUACUUUUUUAUUUCUUUUUACCUGAAACAGUUACUAAUAAUCAUUCAUUGGUGUAAUUAUUUUUCUUAAAUUAAAAGUAACAUGAUUAUUACAGAGAAUAAUAGCCCCUUAUCUAUUGCCAUAAAUAAAUAGGUCAUACUAUAUAUAUAUAUACUUACGAGUGUAUAUCAUGUAAAUAAUAUAUGUAUAAUUGUAAGUGUGAAAAUAAGACCGAGCACAUUGCUUAAUUGUGUCAGUUAUCUUUAUUAACUAAUUUAUUGGUUUUUACCGCAUCAGGUCACGAUGCAUUAUUAUUAUAUAUUUAUUUAUUGUAUGAUAAUAAUAAUAAUAUUUUAUUAUAUUAAAACAAUCAUACAACACGCCCGACGGGUAAACGAACUCUCGUGUAAAAAAUUAGUAAUUUUUUUCAAUCCUACCUUCAUUCAAUACUAUAUAAUAUAAUAAUAUACUAUUCUUAUUAUAUUUACGUAAUUAUAAUAUUAUAUUGUUUACACAUUGUAAGUGAAAAUUUUGAUUUCUGUGUUUGUUUCGUAUUAUAUAUAUAUAUUACAUUAUUACCUAUAUUAUUAUUAUUAAUUAUUAUGUGUAUAAUAUAUAUUAUGUAAAAUGCAUAUCAUUUGUAUUUGAUUAGGCUAUAGUGUUGCGAGCGUAUAAUGACUCGAAUUAUUCAUUCGAGUUUUAACGUUGUAUUAUUUUGUACUUAUAUAAUAAUAUUAUAGUGUAUAAAAAAUGUAUAAUUGUGUACUGUACAGAAUGUUAAUUAUAUUUGAUGCUCAUAAAAAUA